AUGAAUAUGGGAAACAAUGCUAAAGAAUGUCCUUUGUGCCUGGAAGUGCUAGAAGAGUGCGAUUUGGCAUUCUUUCCGUGUGCAUGUAACCACCAGGUAUGUCGAUUUUGUUGGCACACACUUAGAACAGAUGGUGAAGGAUUAUGUCCACAAUGUUGGAAAACUUAUCCUGAGAACCCUGAAAAUUUUACUUCUUUAUCACAAGAUGAAAUAGCCGUUCUAAAAGGCACAAAAAGACAUCAAGAACAACAGCGUAAUUUAAGAAUUCUUGAAAAUCAAAAAUAUCUGGCUAAUCUUCGAGUGUUACGAAAAAACUUAGUUUACGCUAUUAGUAUCCCGAAUAGCUUAGCAUAUCCAAAUAUAUUGAUGAGGUACAAGUAUUUCGGAAAAUAUGGAAAAUUUUUAAAUAUUGUUAUUAUCGAUGUUGCAUAUGCAGGGACAAAGCAUUUUACCUCUAAUGCAUAUAUUACUUAUAGUCAUGAUGAUGAUGGUUUGAGAGCAAUUCAAGCUGUUAAUUAUACUCUAGCAGAGGGGAGAUUUAUUAAGACGCAAAUGGGAACUUCUAAGUAUUGUACCCAUUUCGUGAAGAAUUUACCAUGCCUUAAACAAGACUGCUACUAUAUUCAUAAAUUCGAUCCCGAAGCCAGUUUUACAAAAGAAGAAUUACUUCUUGGUAAACACCUAGAGUAUGAAAAAAAAGUGUUUGAUACAUUAAAUCAGAAAACUGCAGCUAUGUACUUUAAUAGUACUAGUCCAGAAAUAUCCCAAAAGCUAUUAUUUAUAAGGAACAAUAGAUGUAGUGCAUAUCACAAUCAAACUUUUAAUCAUUUUGAUCAUUCUCAUCCACAAGAAAAUAUAGAAUAUUAUAAUUCUAUGUCUAAUACUCGAAGAGAAUCUGACAACAUAGCACAAUCAUACGAACAAUUUUCUAAUCAUUCAGCAUGCUUUGAAUCUAAUCAGCAUUUACGCGCAACAUCAGAUGAUGAUCUUGAUUUUGAUCCCUUCGACGAGGGUCAAAAAGCAAAUAAAUCAAUGGAUAAUGAAAUGAAUCUUCAAGAAAAUUAUAAUCUAGAAUAUGAAAAAUAUAAAAAGAAUCUUAGUCAUAAAAUUCAUUUGCCUUUAAGUAGCAUUUUAAAAAUAAAUGUUUUUGACAUUUGGGUACCCCCAGAACCAAAAGAAAAUGUCGAAUCUGGAUCUUAUUUCAAUGUAAACAAUACGUCAUCUGCUAAGUGGGAUUCCAUGAUAUAUCAGCAACAAAUUCCAAAUUCUACACCACAACAGCAGAAAUACGGAAAAAAUAUAGGCAUGGCUUAUGACUGGGCAAAAGUGAACUCAGCCAGUGCCAGAAAUUCUGAAACAUUUGACCAUAGCUCAAUUGGAGUACAUUAUACAAAUAAUAUUAGACAAAGAUCAGUGAAUGAUAAUAGCAAUAUAAGCCAACACGCUGCAAAUCCAAUAGACGACGUUUAUGUUCCAUGCUCAACAAAUGCGCAAUUGGGAUAUUUUCCAGCUCCAGUGGGAACACCUCGGCAUGCAAAUAUGAUUCCAUAUACUGAUUCGUACAAUAUUGUUCAUCGUCCUAUCGAUAUCUCUAUGCCCAUGCCUAAGUCUAUACAAAAUCAGUGGCAUCCGUUCCAGAAUAUACCACCAGCUAAUGGUAGUGGACAAAAGUGGUGGCAUUAUUAA
Ctenocephalides felis (cat flea) is the source of this 1686-nucleotide messenger RNA. Its product is annotated as putative general negative regulator of transcription C16C9.04c. Gene Ontology annotation, cellular component: CCR4-NOT complex. The transcript has a single exon. Gene Ontology annotation, molecular function: ubiquitin-protein transferase activity; nucleic acid binding. Bases 1 to 1686 code for a protein of 561 amino acids. Gene Ontology annotation, biological process: protein ubiquitination. The record is from RefSeq and is a predicted model, not a curated record. Lineage: Eukaryota; Metazoa; Arthropoda; Insecta; Siphonaptera; Pulicidae.